UACCUGAAAACGGGAACUUGCAGAUUUGGAGCUACAUGCAAGUUUCACCAUCCUAGAGACAAAGCUGGGAUAGCUGGGAGAGUUUCCUUAAAUAUUUAGGGCUACCCUCUUCGCCUGGACGAGACCGAGUGUGCUUAUUAUCUGAGAACUGGACAAUGCAAGUUUGGGAGCACUUGUAAAUUUCACCAUCCUCAACCAACUAAUAUGAUGGUUUCAUUGAGUGGCUCUCCUAUUUAUCAAACUAUUCCUUCUCCAGCCACUCCUGGUCAGCAGUCAUAUCCAGGAGGAAUUACAAAUUUGUCAAGAGCAUCUUUCAUUCCUAGCCCCCGUUGGCAAGGUCCAACAAGUUAUGCACCCCUGAUUUUACCCCAAGGGAUGGUAUCGGUUCCAGGCUGGAAUGCUUAUAGUGGUCAACUGACAUCAACAUCUUCUUCAGAGAACUUGCAGCAGACAAAUGUAAAUCACCAAAUCUACGGAGCCUCACGCCAGAGUGAAUCAGCAACUUCAGGAUCCCAAGCAUCCUUUUCUCAAUUACGCUCUGGUUCUGUCCCUGUAGGUGUUUAUGCAUUGCAGAGGGAAAAUGUAUUCCCUGAAAGACCUGGCCAGCUCGAGUGCCAAUUUUACAUGAAGACUGGAGAUUGUAAAUUUGGUGCUGUUUGUAGGUUUCAUCACCCAAGAGAAAGAGUUCUUCCUGAUCCUGAUUGUGUGUUGAGUCCCAUAGGCCUUCCUUUACGUCCAAGUGAACCACUAUGCAUAUUUUAUUCUCGAUAUGGGAUUUGCAAGUUUGGUCCAAGUUGCAAGUUUAACCAUCCUAUGGGAGUUUUCACAUACAAUUACUCGGCAUCAUCUCCAUCUGAUGCCCCGGUUCGUAAUUUCCUGGGGUCAACUUCAGGAACUACUGGGUUAAACCUGUCACCAGAGGGGAUUGUUGAAGCAGUUUCUACAAAGCCCGGGCGACUUUCACUGUCAGAAAAUAGACAGUUGUCUCCCAGUGAUGAUAAUAUUGACACAGAGGGAUAAAAGCUGCAACAAGAUAUGGGCUGAUUACAUUUGACGAUAUUUUUGGUGGAUGAGGAAGAGUAAUCUGUAAAUUCAUUUCCCAUUGUUGGAUAUGUGCAAAGUUCAUAUCAAGUUGAUUUUGUUCUCUGAAAAAUAUGCAAUUCAGUCAACAGUUGCAUUUUCUGAAUUUCAUAAUGCUGCAUUGUAUAAAUCUGAAAAUUAUGUAACAUUUGGUAAACGAAUGUGAACAAUUCAGCCGUCCCCAAGCUCGUAUUCCUUUCUGAUUUUGGUGUUAUGUUUCUUUCACAUUAUGUCGUACGAGGCAUUUUCUUCCUUUUGAGUGCAGUUUUUAACCCUCUGCCUAGUUUUCUUCUGAGUCUUUAUGGCUUGAGAUUCCAUUGUUUCUUCUUCUUGGACCUCAAAUACGCAGGCAGUUUCUAAUAACAACCUUGUUUCUUGAGGUAAUAAUUACUAUCUGCCCUAAUAUCAAUCAAUCUGUGAGUGAUUCUCUAAGUUGUUUUUUGCACUGAGACGUAUUUUAUUCCUGAUUGUAUGUUAGAAAUUGUGGUGCGAAUUGUAAAUGGGUACACAUUCAACUCUCCAGC
This is a messenger RNA of Hibiscus syriacus, 1604 nucleotides long. Its product is annotated as zinc finger CCCH domain-containing protein ZFN-like. The record is from RefSeq and is a predicted model, not a curated record. The transcript has 5 exons. Bases 205 to 1020 code for a protein of 271 amino acids. Gene Ontology annotation, molecular function: metal ion binding; mRNA binding. NCBI's taxonomy places the organism in Eukaryota, Viridiplantae, Streptophyta, Magnoliopsida, Malvales, Malvaceae.